This is a messenger RNA of Ruditapes philippinarum (Manila clam), 2000 nucleotides long. RefSeq lists its product as uncharacterized. The transcript is spliced from 8 exons. The record is from RefSeq and is a predicted model, not a curated record. The coding region runs from base 219 to 1865 and encodes 548 amino acids. NCBI's taxonomy places the organism in Eukaryota, Metazoa, Mollusca, Bivalvia, Venerida, Veneridae.
UCGUGUUUAUUGGAGCAUAAAUCACCGCUUAUCAUUGGCCAGUAUUUCACGCGUUUUACGAUUCAACGCACCUCGGCGAUUUACGGAAAAAGUCGGAAGAAACUCGGUGUGACGUCACACCCAGUACUCAUUCGAGAAUCGCCAUAUUGGAAACAUUGAAAAAAAAUAUCGUACAGUAAUUUUUAGACUUAUUCAGCGUAAUUGGUUGGAUUUAAGCAAUGGGAGGCGCGAGAUGUGUUGUUGGAGGAUGCAGCAAUAAAAGAAGUGAGCGGGUUAGUUUACAUCAAUUCCCUAAGGACACGAACAUUCGACAACAAUGGGUGAGGGCUAUCAAGUGUACAGGAACGAAUGUCUCUAGAGCUGACUGGAAUGGACCUAGUUCUUCAAAAUCAGCACAAGCACAAUUGGUAUGCUCUGAACAUUUUGAAUUCACGUGCUUUACCCUCACCACAAGGAUGCAUUGGCAGCAGGGAUUACCAUACAAGGCUGCCCUUACUGACGAAGCGGUGCCUACCCUGUUCGGUGUACAGAUACAGGAGUAUAAGAAUAGGGUAGAGAAUCCAAGUUCUAGAGGAGCCUUUAGAAAACGUGAAUUGGAAAGAAUUAUUGGAGAAUAUGAAGUCACACCAACUGGACAUGCUGAGCAACCCCUACCAGUCAGACCAGCACUACUUCAGCCCUCCACUGGACAAGUGAAAGAGACGCUAACGAUACAUAGUGAUGCCGAAUUACCUGAGAUUAGUGAAAAUGGGCCAUGUGUCAGUGAGAACAAUCAGGAGUCUGAGGACAGUUUAUCAGUACAGACAGAAAGAGCAAAUCUUCCUAUAAAGACAUCUGAAGAAAACAAGAGUCAGUGCCCACCACAAUGUGCCCAGGACGAGGUUUCAGACUUGAUCAAGGAGGAUGGUAGAUGUCUUUGUAUAAAGCCCGAAACAACUUCUACAGGGACCCAGGUAAAGCCUGGAACAACAGUUAAGGGAGUUCAAGUCAGCAGAAAAGUUCAAGUCACAAAUGCUGUGAAAGCUACUCAGACUUUGCGAAGACAUACAGUUAGGAUGGUCUCUUCAUCUAGCCAGUAUAAUGUUAGCGAUUGUAGUGAAUGUCUCCCUGACAGAGAUGAUACACUCCAUUGUUUAACACUGUCAACAUCUAAUAAGAAAGUUACCAUAUUCUCACCACUGAACACGUCAUUCCAGUCAGCAUCAACUGUAUACAUGGAUGACCAAGAAAAUGACCCAGACUACAUGCCAGAUGAUUCCUUUCACAGUGACACUGAUGAAGAAUGCCAUAAACAAGAUGACCCAGUAAAGCAACGAAAGUUUCUUGUGUUUGAAGACAAUCUUAUGGAACUUUUUAAUUCUUGUCAAGUUUGUGGUCAUAAAACCGAAGCACAAGUAAGCCAGGUCCAGGGUUCAUAUGUUGCGGUGCGUCAGAUAUGUGACUGCGGUCAUACAAGGCGCUGGGAUUCUCAGCCAAAAGUUAAUGGAGUGCCUGCUGGUAAUAUUCUAUUGAGUGCUGGGAUAUUGUUUUCAGGAUGUUCCCCAACAAAGUUCCUACGUGUGUUUAACUUUAUCAAUAUUAUGUGUGUCACAGUGAAUACAUUUUUUGACCAUCAGAAAAGAAUUCUUUGGCCUGUCAUAGAAAGAACUUGGAAUAACUACUGUGUUAGAAUGAUGAGAACAUUAAGAGAAAGAGGAGGAGAAGUUGUUGUGGCCGGUGAUGGAAGAGCAGACAGUCCUGGUCAUUGCGCAAAGUAUGGUGUCUACUCACUAAUUGACAUGAACUCUGGUCAAGUCAUUGGUCUCCAUCUCGUACAGAGUAAUGAAGUAAAAUCAAGCUACCAUAUGGAGCUUGAAGGAUUUUAAAGAGAGCUGUUUCUGCAUUAAAUGGGGCUGGAAAAAAUAUUCUAGAAAUUAUAACAGAUCGCCACAUGCAGAUACAGAAAUGGAUCAGAGAGAACAUGCCAUCUACAGUCCAUAGUUUUGAUGUGUGGCAUAUUG